ACUUUUCCAAUCAGUAAUUAGGCGUUCGUUGGCGGAGAGAGAACGUCUCUUUAUUAGGAAGACACAAAAGAAGGAGAAGAGAGAGAGAAAGGAAAGUCUCUAAAAUCAACAACUUCCCAAUUUUCUCUCUCCUCUAUUUUGCGAUCUCUUCGCUUUUCUCAAGAGCUUAGGAAAUGGAUCAUGAUGAGACCGGAUGCCAAGCACCUCCCGAAGGUCCAAUCUUGUGUGUGAAUAAUUGUGGAUUCUUCGGGAGUGUGGCAACAAUGAACAUGUGCUCCAAGUGCUACAAAGAUGCAGUUCUCAAGCAGGAGCAAGCUAAACUCGCUGCAUCAUCGAUCGAAAAUAUAGUGAACGGAUCAUCAAAUGGCAAUGGCAAGGAACCAGUUGUUAUUGGCACAACAAUGGAUAUGCAAGUCAAACUCAUAGCACCGAAAGCCAUAACUAUACCAGAGUCAAGUGUACCAUCGAGUUUGGGGGAGGGUGGAGAUGCCAAGCCGAAACAAGGGCCAAGCCGUUGCACCACUUGCAAGAAAAGAGUAGGCUUGACGGGAUUCAAUUGCCGGUGUGGUAAUCUUUUCUGUGCCACACAUCGCUACUCGGACAAACACGAGUGCCCCUUCGACUACCGCACUGCCGCUCGUGAUGCCAUAGCUAAAGCUAACCCUGUCAUCAAGGCUGAAAAACUCGAUAAAAUCUAAGAUUUAAGGUGUGAAGUUUCGAGCAUUUAAAAGAUAUGAUGCAUCCUUUUCUUCCAUGAGACUUCUCUUAGAGUUGGCUGCAUAUAAUCAGGAAGGUGUCCUAUACAAAAUUGAUAUGUUUGCUUGAAGAAAUGGCGAUUUAGGACAUCUUUGCAGCUUCAAGUUAUUCUCUGUUUGUGAUUGCCUUAAAUGUUGUUGGCUCCAAUUAUCUAUCUCUUCUACAUGUGCUGGUUUGAUGGACAAUGUCUUAAAUUAGCGUUAUAAUGUGUCCCUUCUGGCUAAAAAAAUGGCAUUAUGAGUAGUUUUAUGUGAAGAAUUUGUGCUAUUCAAUUAUGUUCAUAUUUCUGCUUGUUUCCUCUGUA
This is a messenger RNA of Beta vulgaris subsp. vulgaris (sugar beet), 1060 nucleotides long. RefSeq names its product zinc finger A20 and AN1 domain-containing stress-associated protein 8. Gene Ontology annotation, molecular function: DNA binding; zinc ion binding. Bases 174 to 698 code for a protein of 174 amino acids. The transcript has 2 exons. The record is from RefSeq and is a predicted model, not a curated record. NCBI's taxonomy places the organism in Eukaryota, Viridiplantae, Streptophyta, Magnoliopsida, Caryophyllales, Amaranthaceae.